AUGAACAAUGAAACGUUUAUAAAAGGAAAAGGUUACGGCUUUGAGAGGCACGACGUAACAACAGAGGAUGGGUACAUAGUACAGAUUCAUCGUAUACCGCGUGGAAAAACAGCCUGCAAUGUGACGAAGAAACCUGUGGUCUUCUUUCUGACUGGACUGUAUGGAGAUUCCACUUCUUUUGUUCUUGACUUCAAAGACCAAUGCGGAGGUUUCUAUCUGGCUGAUAGAUGUUACGACGUGUGGAUAGGAAAUUAUCGAGGAUCCACCUUGUACGGGAAGCGACACGUCAACGAAACGUUCCAGAAGAGCCCAGAGUUCUGGGAUUUCACAUUCCACGAACAGGGCAUUUAUGACCUGACGGCAGAGAUCGACUAUGUCCUCCAGCAGACUUGCUGCGAGAAGCUCCUCUUCAUUGGACUUUCUCUUGGACCGGCUACAUUCAUGGUGAUGCUGUCAGAACGCCCAAAGUACAACGACAAAGUAAGAGCGAGAAGUCGCAUUGAAGUCGAGACAAUUCUCAAGAGCCUGUUUAUCGAGACCUCCCCUCCUGCCGCUUUUAUAGACGGGUAA
This is a messenger RNA of Ornithodoros turicata, 570 nucleotides long. Its product is annotated as lipase 3-like. The transcript has 5 exons. Gene Ontology annotation, biological process: lipid metabolic process. The record is from RefSeq and is a predicted model, not a curated record. Lineage: Eukaryota; Metazoa; Arthropoda; Arachnida; Ixodida; Argasidae. Bases 1 to 570 code for a protein of 189 amino acids.